CAACUUCAAGUCUCACAUUAUUGCCGUAAAGGAAUACUCCGUUUUUUAAAAGGUUUAAAAGGUUUUAAAAACAUUUCAAUUUUUAUAAUAUGUAAUAUAUUAAGUAAUUAGAAUCUAGUGCGCGUAAAAUAAGACAUAAGAGAGGGAAAAGAGAAGCCUCUUUAUUUUCUCAAUUGACGAAGAGACAAAAUUUUGUCUAUUUUCUUUGCGUGCGGCGAAGAAAAUAUUGCAAAUUUUUCAAUUGAUUCGCUAUGAGGAGGAAAUUAUUGUAUUAUUAUUUAUUUCCCAGUAGUAAUUGUCAGUGAUUAUUUAAUUUUCUAUAAUUGAUAUAAAAAGUAAUGGCAGGACUUGAGAGCUAUGAAAGGGUUUAUCGAGGACGACAAGUAGAUGUACCUUGGGAUGCAUCGUCAAUAGGUAGUGCGGAAUUCCCAACAAAAUAUCAUGGACGAGAGGUUAUUCGUCCUCUAGAUAUUCCUGUAAUGCAUCCACUGGUAGCUCAGGAUUCUCCGCCCGCUGAUGAUGUUGCUGUAAAAAAAUAUGUAGGUUUAGGUUGUGGAUUGGCGAGUUUAAUAACAGAAAAUUUGUUGAUUCAUCCAUUUAUUGUAAUAAGAAGACAAUGUCAAGUGAAUCCUGUCGCUACGAAAUAUCAUCUAGUGCCAAUUACAUUGAUACCGGUGAUUAUUCGUUUACAUCAAACGCAAGGUCUCAAUACUUUAUGGAAAGGAAUUGGAUCUGUUUUACUCGUUCGUGGAUUGAGUUUAGCGAUUGAAGAUUUAGUCUCAAAAAUCACACCAUGGCCAAAGGAAAUAACAUGUAAUAGUUCAAUGAAAGCCUUUGGACAACAUAUUCUCUUGAAAUGUGUUUCAAUUGGACUGGUAACUCCAUUUUACUCGGCGUCACUCGUUGAAACUGUACAAUCGGAAAUUGCUUCUGAAAAACCAGGAAUUUUGGAUGUAUUUCGCGAUGGGGCGAUUCGUUUACUCGAGGUUGGCACAAAAGGUCGACUCAUUCCCAUUUACGCUCUAAUACCGCCCACAAUUGCUUAUGGAGUUGUCAAAUAUCUCUUUACUCUCAUUGUGAGAGGAGUCAGCAGUCGUAUGAUGCAUCUUCGACGAAAGCACAUUCAGGAGUUAAAAGGUGCGUACAGUCGAGACAUUCUUUCGGACAGCGCUGUGCAGGAUAUUGAAUUGCAAUCGAUUUUGGUAUCAAUGUGCGCCGCGGACGUUGUUUUCUAUCCACUUGAAACUGUUAUUCAUAGGUUACAUUUACAAGGCACACGGACGAUUAUUGAUAAUUUAGACACUGGACGUAGUGUGAGACCAUUAUUGACUGGUUACAGUGGCGCUAUCGAUUGUUAUCGGACAAUAAUUGCCACUGAAGGACCACUUGGAUUGUAUAAAGGUUUUGGAGCUCUUGUCCUUCAAUUUGCCGUUCAUUUUAUGGUAUUGCGAGCCACCAAAUGGAUUCUCACUGAACUCACCUCUAUUCUGAGACCGAAACCCGUUCAAAAAGUUGCACCACCACAUUCUUACUAUAACGAAAUAUAAAAUGGAUUAAAGCAAAAAAAAAGGAAAAAAAAACGGAAAAAAAGAACGAAAAAGUCGAAUUACAAGAGCGAAUUGUCGAUUACAAUUUUUUUUUCUCUCGUAAAAAGCUGUGAUUCAAUUUUUUGAAAAAUAUAUCAAAAAGUGAUAAUAUGAAAAAUAA
This is a messenger RNA of Leptopilina heterotoma, 1707 nucleotides long. RefSeq names its product solute carrier family 25 member 46-like. Gene Ontology annotation, cellular component: mitochondrial outer membrane. Gene Ontology annotation, biological process: mitochondrial fission; mitochondrial membrane fission. The record is from RefSeq and is a predicted model, not a curated record. The transcript has 5 exons. Lineage: Eukaryota; Metazoa; Arthropoda; Insecta; Hymenoptera; Figitidae. Bases 339 to 1547 code for a protein of 402 amino acids.